CCCUCGUGCCCGAUCAUAACUAUCAAACUUAACUCUCGUACGAAACAAACCUGCCACUCGAAAACGUUAAUCGCGUCGUCAUACCCAUACCGCAUCCAACAAUGACGGAAGUCUCGUCACUCCAGGCCGAUGACCAGCCACCACCACCAGCCAGCACACAAAAACAUACCACCACCACCCCAACACAACCACCACUACCACACGCGCCCGCGACAACGAAAAAGAAGGGAAUAGUCCUCGGCCCCGAUGGCAAACCCUGCCGCACCUGCAACACGUACCAAGACUUCUUCGGCGCGACCGCCUCCUCCUCCGCCUCCUCACCCCGCCCGUUCCCCACCGGGGCACCCACCUCGGCACCCAUCCCCCGCGACGACUGCCCCCCCGACGUCGAGCAGCUCGGGCGGGCCUCCUGGACCCUGUUACACUCUAUCGCGGCAACCUACCCCAGCACCGCCACCCCCUCGCAGCAAGCGGACAUGUCGCAGUUCCUGCAAAUCUUUGGGCGGAUAUAUCCGUGCUGGAGCUGCGCGGCGGAUUUCCGGGCGUGGAUGGCGGCGCCGAAGCCGGGCAGUGGGAAGACGCUCGACGAGGUUGUUAAGGGACGGAAGACACUGGGAAAGUGGCUUUGUGAGGCGCAUAAUGAUGUUAAUCAGAAACUGGGGAAGAACGUGUUUGAUUGUGGGAGGUGGGAGGAGAGGUGGAGGACGGGCGGGGAGGGGUGCUGAGGGGGGAGGGGGAGGGGGGCGGGGACGGGGACGGGGCGGAGAUCUCGGUUUGCUCUGCUCUUCAACUGUACUGUAUAAUAGGUAGGUAUCGGGGACAUGGCGUUCGUCCGUUCGUGCGUAUAGAUUUCACUUUGUCGGUUUUUUGCUUGGGGGCUGUAGUUAUGGUAUGAUUGAUUGAUUUGAUUGAUUGGACGGGAUAGUUAUUCCCACUCCACUCCACUGUAUUCUACUAUUAUAGACUAUGAAAGAAGACCGCUCCGUCGUCGGCUGGUAGUAGGUCCCCGUAAAUAUC
This is a messenger RNA of Tricharina praecox, 1017 nucleotides long. Its product is annotated as hepatopoietin protein. Gene Ontology annotation, molecular function: flavin-dependent sulfhydryl oxidase activity; flavin adenine dinucleotide binding. Lineage: Eukaryota; Fungi; Ascomycota; Pezizomycetes; Pezizales; Pyronemataceae. Gene Ontology annotation, cellular component: mitochondrion. The record is from RefSeq and is a predicted model, not a curated record. The coding region runs from base 102 to 725 and encodes 207 amino acids. The transcript is spliced from 2 exons.